AUGAAGAUCAAAGCGCUUUCGAGAUCGCUAGACGUGCACGCACCCGCUCGACAGGGCGACCCUGCCCCUCUUUCACGCAACCUCGAUCCAGCAUUGCAUCCCUUCGACAAGCCAAGAGAAUACACCCGUGCUCUCAACUCCGCCAAGCUCGACAGGCUCUUCGCCAAGCCUUUUAUCGGUGCUCUCGAAGGCCACAUCGACGGAAUUUACUCGAUUGCCAAGGACACCAACAGACUCAACGUCGUAGCUUCCGGAAGCGGUGACGGAGAAAUCCGCCUUUGGGACUUGGCCCGACAGAAGCCCAUCUACGUCUAUCCUCGAGCGCAUUCCGGUAUCAUUCAGUCCAUCUGCAUUUCACCUUUGACCUUCAUGUCGCCCACCGGCAAUUCGUCGGUCGGUCGCAGGAUGCUAUCCUGCUCAACAGAUCGAACCGUCAAAGUCUGGGAUGCGGAUCCGCGACCCGACGGGCUGGGACAGACAAGUUUCGGCGCUCUGGACGACGACGAAGACGAUGAAGAAGGUAUGGACACAGAUAUGACCACUGGUGGCAGCUUGAGGAGAGGUGGCCUUCUCAGCACGCGAGACAGGGAUGUGCCACCCAGCGAGCCAUUGACUGUUUACAGCGGCAAAGCCGCCUUCAACUCGCUCACUCACCACGCCUCGAAUGCGAUCUUUGCUUCGGCCUCCUCGUCGAUCCAGACCUGGGACCUCGAGCGUGGCGGCUCUUCCGAUCCGCUGCUGUCCAUGACCUGGGGUCCUGACGCCAUCAACGUCGUGCGCUUCAAUCUCAGCGAGCGCGAGGUACUGGCUAGUGCAGGUAGCGAUCGCGGUAUCGUCCUUUACGACCUGCGCAGCGGUAAACCUUUAACCAAGAUGAUCAUGCAGAUGCGGGCAAACGACAUUGCAUGGAACCCUACAGAGCCCACCGUGUUUGCCGUUGCGAGCGAGGAUCACAACGUCUACACGUUCGAUAUGCGUCAUCUCAACUCGGCAACACAAGUCUACAAGGAUCACGUGGCGGCCGUCAUGUCGGUCGACUUUUCGCCAACCGGCACCGAGCUUGUCACCGGCUCGUACGAUCGGACGCUCCGCAUCUGGGAUUACGGCAAGGGUAAUCACUCGCGCGAUGUCUACCACACGAAACGCAUGCAGCGUAUCUUUUCCACUUCUUUCUCCAUGGACGCUCGUUUUGUGCUCAGCGGUUCCGACGACGGCAACCUGCGUAUCUGGAAGGCCAGAGCGAGCGAGAAGCUCGGUCUGCUCAGUGGAAGGGAGAUGGCCAACAGAGAGUACGCCGAGAGCCUUCGCAAGAAGUGGAGCGGCGUGGGCGACGUGUCAAAGAUCGAAAAGCAGAGGCACGUGCCCAAGGCGAUCAAGCAGGCACAGAAGCUCAAGAAGACCAUGAUCGACGCCAGGAAGAACAAGGAGGAGAACAGACGCAAGCACUCGAAAGCAGGAGACAAAAAGCCCAAAGCGGCACGAAAGGAAUCCAUCCUUUCUCAACGCGAAUAG
Pseudozyma hubeiensis SY62 is the source of this 1512-nucleotide messenger RNA. RefSeq lists its product as hypothetical. Lineage: Eukaryota; Fungi; Basidiomycota; Ustilaginomycetes; Ustilaginales; Ustilaginaceae. Gene Ontology annotation, molecular function: protein binding. The transcript has 2 exons. Bases 1 to 1512 code for a protein of 503 amino acids. Gene Ontology annotation, cellular component: small-subunit processome; nucleolus. The record is from RefSeq and is a predicted model, not a curated record. Gene Ontology annotation, biological process: maturation of SSU-rRNA from tricistronic rRNA transcript (SSU-rRNA, 5.8S rRNA, LSU-rRNA).